GCAUACGUAGGUAGCUGUGCAUUCGUUCGCUGGCUCAUCCAUUUUUUUUCUCCGUUCAUUUUCGUCCUCCUUCCCCCCCCCCUGAGCUCCUGAGGCUGAGCCGGGCGGCAUGUGGGUCGUGAAUACGAGGUUCAGGGGUCGUAGCGCCGGCAUGUCCAGUUAUUUCGCGCCUUGGGAGGAGCAGGUUGGAUAUUUCGGGACGAGACGGUUCUCGAUCCUGGAUCUUGCCCAGGACUGGCCAAGCUUUCCCCUUCUAGAAGCCUUGAUUUAUUGUCUUAUUGGUAUUAUUUAAUAUCCCUCUCCUGUCGCCUCCAUGAUUGGCAGAGGGCAGAGCAAUUUGCAUCUCUUCAAGCUCACCCGUUCUUUUGGCCCUCGCUGCGACUCGUGGCUAUUCAUUCGCUCACCCUUAACCUCCUGACGUUCGUUAUUAGCACUUAAUAGUAAUAAUAUAGACAAGAUGCGUUUGUCCGCAGCUGCUCUCGGCCUUGCCGCCACCGCCGGUACUGCUGCCGCCGCUGCCGCCGCCAACUCGGGCAUCAAGGGCUUCAACUACGGCGCCUUCUUCCUCAAUCAGGCUGCGAAACAACAGGUGGACUUCGCCUACGAGUUCAACCGAGCCAAGAACCUUCCGGGAACCAGCGGCUGGUCGAGUGCUCGCCUGUACACUAUGGUGCAAUGGGGAACGGCCAGUGACGUGAUCAGCGCUAUCCCGGCGGCCAUCGAGACGAAGACUACCCUUCUCCUCGGCCUCUGGGUGUCGGGCGGCGACCAGGCCAUCACCAACGAGAUCACCGCCCUCAAGGCCGCCAUCAACAUCUACGGCAAGGCGUUCACGGACCUCGUCGUCGGCAUCUCGGUCGGCAGCGAGGACCUGUACCGGGACGCCAACAAGGAGAUCGGCGUCGGGCCGCAGAAGCUCAUCGAGUGCAUUACGAAGGUGCGCGCGGCGCUCCAGGGCACGGCGCUCCAGGGCAUGCCCAUCGGCCACGUGGACACGUACGACUCGUUCCUCAACGGCACGAACCGCGCGGUGCUCGACAACAUCGACUGGCUCGGCUUCGACGGCUACCCGUACUGGGAGCAGACCCAGGCGAACCACAUCGGCAACGCGCGCGAGCGCUUCUACGACGGCUUCAACAAGACGCUCGCGCUCGCCGGCAACAAGCCCGUCUACGUCACCGAGACCGGCUGGCCCGUCGUCGGCAAGACCGUCAACCAGGCCGUCGCGAGCGCCGAGAACGCGCGCAUCUACUGGCAGGACAUCGCCUGCAGCCUCGUCGCCCGCGGCGUCAACCUCUGGUGGUACAACCUCCAGGAGUCCCAGUGGGGUCAGGCCGACCCCGACUUCGGCAUCUAUCCCGCCGGCGACCUCGGCGUCGUCCAGCCGAGCUAUUCCCUCACCUGCGUAAGUCUCUAGGCUGUCCUCACCUCAGAUGGUGGUCCCUCGUCGCUAACCUACGUUGCCAGUGAUUGCUGUUUCCCGGGAAAAGGACACGGGAUCGGGCGAUACAGUAGGCACAGACGCCGUCGCCGCUCUCGCUCGCGGCCGUCGAGUGGAGUUCUGGGCGUUAGAUAGCCUUGCUGGGCAACUGGAGAGGGCGCGCUGGGAUAUGUAACUAUACGUAGACUUUUAGACUUAACGCACUUGACUAGAUGACACCGGGCCCCACGCGCCACUAGAAUUGAUAAUACACCGCCAGCUCCGCGCUGUACUAUGGACCCCUCU
This is a messenger RNA of Durotheca rogersii, 1726 nucleotides long. Its product is annotated as glycoside hydrolase family 17 protein. Bases 458 to 1417 code for a protein of 319 amino acids. NCBI's taxonomy places the organism in Eukaryota, Fungi, Ascomycota, Sordariomycetes, Xylariales, Xylariaceae. The record is from RefSeq and is a predicted model, not a curated record. The transcript has 2 exons. Gene Ontology annotation, cellular component: extracellular region; fungal-type cell wall; cell surface. Gene Ontology annotation, molecular function: glucan endo-1,3-beta-D-glucosidase activity; 1,3-beta-glucanosyltransferase activity. Gene Ontology annotation, biological process: cell wall organization; carbohydrate metabolic process.